GAGAGCGUCACUCGGUUUGCGAGGCAAGGACGAAGUUAAAGCAAACAUUUUUUGUAUUUUUUUAUUUAUUUAUUUAUUUAUUGUUAAUCCCAGUGAUUUCUGAAGGGAUUAUCGGAGUGAGCAUGAUACAGAGACCGCUGGCUUUCCUGACACUGCUGCUCGGAUUGGAAGCUGCGUAGAGGUGAACCUUUAAGGCAUUUUAUUGGGUAUUAAUUUCUUUUAGUGGGGACAGUAACCCUCGCUUUGAUUUGGAUUUCUUUUAAACAUACAUUACUGAACGAAUGAUGCAACGAUGCAAGAUUUGCACGACUGCUUGGCGCAGGUUUUACAAGAACAGACUUUAAUUUGUGCAGCUGCACCAGAGUUUAAAGGAACUUUCUCAAGGGUGGACAAAACUGGGUUCAUAUUGGAUAAAACAGCAUACUAUACACAAAAUAUCAGAAUCAAUUUGGAUCUUUCUUUGCACAACCAGUCAAUGGACAAAGAAAAAGCAGAAAUUAUGCAUCCAAAAUCCAGUUGCCCUGUACCCAAUGGGCUUCCCAUUAACUGGGGGCUCAUCACUGGUCCUGUUCCCGAGCCUGUUUUCUCUGCAUACUCCUUAAACACCUCGCCUCCUCCGAGUUCGGCUGUGCGCUCCCUGCAAACCAAAGUGAAGCCCCUGACUCAGAGGAGAACAAGAGGGAGAGAAAGGGACAAGGACAGAGAGAAGGUGGAGGCACAGGCGCAGGUGAGCGGUCCCUCUGGGCAGACUGCGUCGGGCCUCUUUCUCAGGCAGAGACCCAGAGGGAAAGGGCAGCUUUCUGUGCCUUCAAAUUCCUGGCGUUCGGGUUCAGCCAAAGACCUGAGCAGCAGCGAUGACGAGGAGGAGGUGGAGGUACAGGUCAGGCUGGAGAUCCACAGUCCUCCGGUUGAAGUCCAAAGUGAGCAUGGAGGAGAGGAAAACGAGGAGAGGAAGACAGAGAAAAAUGAAGCCCAACGCAGUCCUCCGAUGGAGAAGCCUUGUGGGCUCAGGGAGGGCACCAGUUUGGAGAGUCUGCUCCUGGACAACUCUAGCAGCAGCAAGGAUGAUCCAUCGCCUCAUACUCCACCACCUGAGGUCUCCUCCUCUCCUGUCCCCACUUCCAUCACGUCUUCUUCCUCUGUAAGACCUCCAAAAGGCUUCUGGAGAGUGGCCCGCCCAGAGACAUUGCUUCUCAAUGGGGUUGGCCCCCACAACAUACCCCCAACCUUACCUGUGAAGGACUACACUCAGCUAGAGGUGCAGGCAGAACCUGAAAGAAAGUCCAAACCCUCUGAACCUGGAAACAGGAACAAGUUGGAAAGUGCAGCCGGUGACACCGAUGCGUCCUCACAGAUCAACCACUCGGACAGCGCUGAGUUCUACCUGGACAGGUGCGAGCAGAGGGAGGAAGACGUGGUGGACUCGGCCAAAGGUGUGUGCAGUUCGGAGAGCUGGGAGAGCAUGUCUCCACAAAGCGGGGUGCUCUGUGCCGACCUGAAGCUCAGGGUGAAGGAGAGGGCUUACGCAAAGUUAAGGGAAAGGCAGCAAAACUGCACGAAGAAGCAAGAUCAGCCUGGAGGAGAAAGUGUGGACUUAUAUGAAGAUAUAACCUACAGAGUGGAUUACAAAGUUUCAGGUGAUCAUGGUGUUUUGGACAGCUCCGACACUAAGCUUCUUGCCCAGGAACUUGAGCCCUAUUUGAGGUCACUUUUAGUAAUCAGUGAUGAUCUACCUCUAAGCCCAAGACACGAGCAGGCCAAGCUCCUCCUGGAGCGAGCCAGGCUCAAGGCCCGCUCCAAUCAUUAUAAGGGCGACCGCCCCCGACGCUCCCACUCUGAUCAGAGAUCCACAGUGAAGAAGCAAGAAAUUGAGCCUCCUACAGCAGUGCAGAAAGCAGAUGAAGCCAAAGAAGAUCCUCCGGCUCAAACAGUAUCCGGUCCUCUUCUUGUACCCGCCCAAAGGGACACCUCUCCCACUGACCAAACAGGUCGACCCAGGAGAUACGGCUGUUCGCCCACCCGCGUGCGCUUUGAGGACGAAUCAGAGAAAGAUGCAGAGUCUCGCUAUUUGGACAGAGUGAGACAGCGUGGAAGACCGGGGACGCCGAAGUCCAAGGCAAAAGAAAGUAAUACAGAUUCCAGCAGCAGCGGCUCAGAGAGAAGCAGAGGUCACAGGGAUUUCGCUACGCCACCGCCCCAAAAGCAAGAAGAGCUUGUAAAAAGCGCUGAAGCAACAACAGUCGUUAAAGAAAUAAUAGUGCUGGUGAAGAAAUGUGAAGCCUGCGGCUCUGUAGUGAGGGAACCUCAACCAGUAUCAUCCCCGUCAGAUCCACAGAACAACGAACCCCAGCAGUCUGCUAACCCCGAGGACACGCGGGGGAAAACGUCUCCUUGCAGGGCACCUUCAAACAAACCCGAGCCGAGCACUCGUCCUAAAGCACCACUCACUGUUACGUUUGCUGGAGCCUAUGUGYUGGGGGAGGACAAAGAAAGCAGCUCUGGUUGGAAGCCGUCUGCUUUUGGGAAGCUCAGGAGGAGGAGCAGGAAAGGUGAAAGCCGGUUAGAGUCGGGCCAUGGCCCUUACGGCCCCUCAUGGGCUCAGCGACGCAACUCAAAUCCACGAAACAGGGUUAACCUGAGCAGAUCUGUUUCAUUUGCCCCCGGUAGCCCCAUUGCCUUGGAGCCACAGCUACUGGAGGCAUCUGGCGGACUGAGAGAAUCAUCUACUCCACCUCUGCCCAUAAAAUCAGCUUUAAAGUCGAGCUCAAGGAACCGUUCUGCUACCGGUCAGUCCACAGUUCAAUUCAUGCCUUCAAACCAGGGAGGAGAAGGCGUAUCCCAAUCACUUCAGGACUCCUCAGAGCCAAGACGGGAGUCUCCGGUGUCUAUAAGCCAAGGGGCAGCAACAAGCAGCCCAGUACCUUGUAUCAGGCCGUCCUCUCUGAGAUACUCCCCAGUCAGGGCCACCGCAGAUCUGCCAUCUGCUGAGCUGUGGGAUGCCACUCCAGAUGGAGCAGGUCUAAGUGGAGAGACCGGUCCAGGAUCAGAGUAUCGGGGUCUUCGUGGCCUGGCCAUGUCUAGGUCUGAGGACCUCAGAGCUGAACUGCUUAGAGCUGAACAUUUGAAAGCAGAGGCUUUGUGGGAAGUAAACCCUGAUGGUUCCAGAAAACUGGACGGCAGGCCGAAGCUCUUUCUGCGUCGCUUUUUUUCCUCUAUCGGGCUGAACAGCGUUGGCAGGCUUGUGAAAGGUGGGCGCUCCAGCAGCAUGGAGCAGCUCAGUCUGCCCGCCGUCCCGCGGGCGAGCUCAGCCUCACCCAGCCCCACGAGGAGACCACAGCCCACCAUCCGCAUACAGAGGACACCCUCACUGCAGACCCUCCAUACUGUGCUGCCACUGGCCCAGCUGCGUAAGGCCUCCUCUGUGCAGAGUUUAGAGAGAAGAACAGAGCGUUCAACCAUACUUGGAGAGGUGCAGAUACCUUACGGCCUGGCACCCAGUCCAGAUAGCCCCCAGUUUGAGCUUCACAGGACUCUAAGUGUGGAAGAUGUAGUCGUCUCCAGAAUGGUGCGUCCAGUGGGCCGGGUCAUCCAGACUUUCCCAGAUGGAACCGUUCUCCUGGAGCUCAUCAAACCUCCAAACGGUCCUUUUGGGUUUGUGAUUUCCAGGGGCAAAGGUCGACCGGACACAGGUGUGUAUGUUGAGAAAGUUGGUGAUGGCAGUGUGGAGGGCCUCCUUGGCAUUGGGGAUGAAAUUCUGCAGGUGAACGGGGAGCCUGUGGCUGGACUGAGUUUGGACCAGGUGACACGGCUCAUGAUCAGGGACAGCAUGGCCACCUUGCGGAUCCUGCCAGCGCGACGCAGUCAGCGCUGAAUGACAGGACUGGCACGGAGCACGGCCACGUCUUCUGGAAACACAGACAGUAACMAAACAAUGCACAGACGGCGCAGAAUAACCAAAAAAAUUGCAACUUGAUGUGUUUUAAAUAAAACCUGGAGAGAUUUACAGAACUAUAAAGGUGCAGCUUUAUUAGAGAAAACAAUCUCAAUGCAGAGAAUAAAUAUUUAUUCUGAUAUAAUGAAUAUUUAAGCUGGUACUUGAAGAUUGGAUAAACACAGGACUCUGCUUUCUCCUUUUUAUUUGCUCUCUACAUUAUAGCCAUGCUUUCUGAGGGUGAACAACUUUUUCUUAGAUAAGUGAUGAUCAUAGAUGUCACAUAUUAGCUUAGCCUAAAAACUCUAAACUAAUAAGCUAUUUGUACAAAAAAAUAGUUAAUUCCUUUUACCUUUUCCUUUUUUGUAUAUGGAGCUGCUCGAGCUCAAUUUAUGCAUUUUGAAUAAGCUCAAUGUUUGUGCAUUGCUUCUAUAAAAAAAACACUGUUUUGGCCAAUUUUAUGCUUGAAUGUAUAUUGUAUAUUGAUAAAAUAGAAAAAUAAAAUCUAAAUAUUUAUGUUGCAUUUUUCAGAUUUCUCUUCUGACUUCAAGAGCCUAUAGGAUAGCCUGUGUUUUUCAAUUGUUGUGACAAAAAGCAGUAAGUGAGACAAACUCAGCCUGCAUGUUUUGUAUGUUGAUUAUUGGGCAAAUGAUAUGGGUUAGAAUUUAUAAUCAACACUAUAAUUUGAUGUCAAGACAAAAGACAGAGUAAUAAAUAAUAUUCA
Austrofundulus limnaeus is the source of this 4655-nucleotide messenger RNA. RefSeq lists its product as uncharacterized. Gene Ontology annotation, cellular component: nucleus; apical plasma membrane; cell cortex. The record is from RefSeq and is a predicted model, not a curated record. Lineage: Eukaryota; Metazoa; Chordata; Actinopteri; Cyprinodontiformes; Rivulidae. Bases 293 to 3871 code for a protein of 1192 amino acids. Gene Ontology annotation, biological process: centrosome cycle; regulation of cellular localization; establishment or maintenance of cell polarity. The transcript is spliced from 10 exons. Gene Ontology annotation, molecular function: protein binding.